Molecule: messenger RNA, 1244 nt
Organism: Cornus florida
Lineage: Eukaryota; Viridiplantae; Streptophyta; Magnoliopsida; Cornales; Cornaceae
Exons: 6
Coding region: 44-907 (287 amino acids)
Source: RefSeq, a predicted model, not a curated record
AAUGAGUGUCAUUCAAGUUCGGAGAUAGAGAGAGGGCGAGAGGAUGGCUCAUUUGGUGAAGCCUCUAAUGCAGUGGCCGAGAUGGUUGCAUCAGUAUCGUUCUAGCUCAACAUUCCACCACCUCCUCCACUCACAACCUCCAUCCUUCAUCACCACAACACCUUCCUAUAGCCGGAACCUCCAUUUCCGAUCACGCGGUGGUCUCAGGGUGCCCAACGCUCCGCCACCGUCCGAUCUCCGAGACUCCGAUUCCGAUUCAGAUUCAAAUGCCAAGAAGAGCCGGAACGAGAAGAAGCGUGAGGCUCGCCGAGCCGUCCGAUGGGCAAUGGAACUCGCUUCCUUCUCUAACUCUCAAAUCAAACGAAUUAUCGAGGUGGCUUCGCUUGAGGAAGACUUGUUCGAUGCACUGGUGCUAGUGAAGACAUUCGGUCGUGAUGUCCGAGAAGGAAAGCGGAGACAGUACAAUUAUAUAGGAAGACUGCUAAGGGGAGUGCAACCCGAAUUGAUGGAUUCUUUAAUUCAGGCCACAAGAGAUGGUGACCAGAGUAGGCUGCAAGCUUUAUCUGGUACAGAAACUCAUGCCAUUAAAGAUGAUAAUGAUGAGGCACUUGAAACUGAAUAUGAAGAGGAAGAGGAGGGGUCCAAUAAUUACGUUGAUACAGCAACCAGAUGGUUUGAUGGCCUAAUUGCUAAGGAUAUCGAUAUCACAAAAGAGAUUUAUUCACUUCACAGUGUUGAGUUUGACCGUCAGGAAUUACGCAAACUUGUCCGGAAGGUACACUCUACGCAAGAGCACAGGGUCACUUGUGAGGAAAAUGAAGGGCAAGUAGAUGCAGCACUAGAGGGUGCUGAAAGGGCUCUGACCCGUUUCCUUCAGGCUAUUGCAAAGAGCAUGCCAACUGAAUAGAUUUAUUAUUAUUUUGUACCACUAGACACAAUUUACAAAUCUUCAGAGAAAAGGAAUUCAGGCUGAUUGGGGGAAAAUGUAGGAGGGCAGGGUCUCUUGGCGAGGAAAAUGAAGGGCAAGUCGAUGCAGCAUAGCAGGUGCCAACAGGGCUCUUGUCCACUUCCUUUGGUCCAUUUCAAAGAGGAUGCCAACUGAAUAGCUUUAUUAUUUUGAUUAAUUAUUAUCUUGUACCAUCAAAUAGAAUUCAGGCUAAUUGGGGGAAAUGUUGUACCUUAGCUCGCAUUGUCCUUGGUUAUGUGGCAACCUUCAAAUCAGUAUUCAUUUUCCGGUUCUUUUA